Messenger RNA from Staurois parvus, 291 nucleotides. The record is from the annotation of a GenBank genome assembly. NCBI's taxonomy places the organism in Eukaryota, Metazoa, Chordata, Amphibia, Anura, Ranidae.
UUUGAGCUGCCUUUCAGUGUCACCUAUCAGUGCCAGCCAGUGUCACCUAUCAAUGCCAAUCAUUUCCACCUAUCAGUGCUGCCAAACAGUGCCACCUAUCAGUGCCAGUCAGUGCCGCCUAUCAGUGCCAGUCCGUGCCGCCUAUCAGUGCCCUCAGUGCCGCCUAUCAGUGCUCAUCAGUGCUGCCUAUCAGUGCAACCUAUCAGUGCUGCCUUUCAGUGCCCAUCAGUGAUGCCUGUCAAUGCCCAUCAGUGUCACCUACCAGUGUCUCCUCAUCAGUGCCCAUCAGUG